AUGGCGUCGCCUCUAUUAAGCUCGAUACGGGCUGUCCACCUCAAUUUCUGCAAACAAUGCCUGGCCACGUCUUCGAAACGAUCAUUCGCCUCCCAGACGGUGAAGCACGACCUCCGCUGCAGACCAUCAAACAUCGCGCAGCGCAUCCCAUCAAGAUGGCAGCAGCAACGAGCGUACAAGACCGUCCAAGAAGCCAAGUCACGGCAUAAAUCAGGAGUACGUACAGCAUACACCACGGAAUGCGUUGGAUGAUGUCUGACGUUCCCGUAGCCCUUCUCAUGGCAAGCCGGCCUCCUCUUCCUCCUCGCCGGUGCCGGCCUUACGAUCUACUUUCGCUACGAAAAAGCCCGCAUGUCUCGCGCACGAAUAGCAGAAGCCAAUAAAGGCAUCGGACGCCCGCUCGUCGGCGGCCCCUUCCACCUCACAAACUGCAACACCGACCCACCCUCAGAGUUCACUGAAUCCGACCUGAAGGGCAAAUACUCGCUGGUGUACUUUGGAUUCACACACUGCCCCGAUAUCUGUCCUGAAGAGCUAGAUAAGAUGGCGGGUAUGAUUGAUCGGGUGAAGGAGAAGCAUGGGGAAGGAGUACUGAAACCGGUCUUCAUUUCAUGCGACCCAGCACGGGAUACGCCCGAGGUGAUGAGGAGGUAUUUGGCGGAAUUUCAUGGGGACAUCAUUGGUUUGACGGGGGCGUGGGAGGAGGUGAAGGAUGUUUGCAAGGCUUAUCGGGUGUAUUUCUCUACGCCGCCUGACGUAAAGCCAGGGCAGGACUAUCUCGUCGACCAUUCGAUUUACUUCUACUUGAUGGGUGAGUGUAAGCAUUAGGGUUUCGGAACUUGUGCUGACUGUGCUGUGCAGAUCCCGAAGGAGACUUCGUCGAAGCUAUCGGACGAAACUUCACGGUCGAUGCUGCGGCCGAGGUUAUCAAUGACCACAUCGCGGACUGGAGGGGCAAGAUUGAUCGAUGA
Molecule: messenger RNA, 971 nt
Organism: Lecanosticta acicola
Lineage: Eukaryota; Fungi; Ascomycota; Dothideomycetes; Mycosphaerellales; Mycosphaerellaceae
Source: the annotation of a GenBank genome assembly